Molecule: messenger RNA, 708 nt
Organism: Soboliphyme baturini
Lineage: Eukaryota; Metazoa; Nematoda; Enoplea; Dioctophymatida; Soboliphymatidae
Source: the annotation of a GenBank genome assembly
GUGCAGGUGAAGCCAGGUGCCGUUUUAGUGAUUACAAACAUGGCAGAACAAGGCAUGCCAUGGACUGAACUGAAAAAAGAGUUCAUUAAAUACGGUGACAUUGAAUGGGUAGAUUUUAAUGCCGGUGAUAGCGAAGCAAAGAUACGUUUCAAGGCGGAAAACAUUGCCGAAGAUAUCGUUAAAGGUGUAGAGGAUAAAAAUGCGACCCUGACGAUCAAUGGCCGUGAACUAAAAGUGCGCCUCUUGACUACAGAAGAGGCAAAGUCGUACUGGGAUGGUGUUAGGACAGCAAAAAACAAAGGCGAGGAGAAGAUCAAGGCGCAAAGCGCAAAUGGCACCAGGAAACCAGAAACGAAGGUACGGCAUUUUCUCAAGCUGUGUCCCAUACUGAUGAUCAAACAAAUCAUGAAAGUCCAGAUAUCAAAGGUUUGGGAGCCCACUUUGGAAGGAGAAUGUAAAUUAUUCCUGGACGACGUGAAAGAUGCUCUGUACAAAGUGCCGACUACGGAAUCCAUCAUUUCAAUGGCCGAGUUAAAUGCGCAUGUCGCAGCAGACACUAAAAGUGGAACGGGUUUGAUUAGAAAGAACUGCCAUAGCGACUUCAACGAUAAGGGCAUGAAGUUGCUGUGGUUUUGUGCAAACAACGAACUCUCUGUUCUGAACACCUUCAAGCAUCAAAGCGUGCAUCAGCAUACCUGGUACAAAUAA